AUGGGUCUCUUCAGCAAACGUAGCGACAACACGACGGCGGCCACCGCCAACGGCCAUCACAAGAAACAUGACCGAGGAGUGUCUGGCAAGAAUCACCACCAGGGCCUGUUCGAUAUUGAUUCGGGCAAUUUCAACCGCAGACCAAGCUUUGGGCAAUGGCUGAAAUUCACCUGGGUCGACUUGCUCACCAUGGCAGCCAUGGGUGCCGUUGGACUGGGAGUCUACGAAGCGAAGCCGGCGCCCAGCCGAUCGUUCCCCGUCACGUUCACGGACGGGGAGAUUGUGUACCCUCAAUUUGCGUACCCUCUGCGACAUGAGAUCGUCCCCAUCUGGCUCGCGGCGCUGCUCGCGUCCCUGAUCCCGAUCUUCGUCAUCCUGUGCAUGCAAGUGCGCAUCCGGUCGUUCUGGGACUGCAACAACGCCAUCCUGGGGCUCCUCUACUCGCUGAUCGGCGCGGCCGUGUUCCAGGUCUUCGUCAAGUGGCUCAUUGGCGGUCUCCGGCCUCACUUCCUGUCGGUCUGCGACCCGGACCCGGCCAAGAUCGCCGCCCAGGGCGGCCAGGGUUUCCGCGGCAUCAUGUUCCAGCGCGACGUCUGCCGAGGGGACGUGGACCAGAUCGACGACUCCCUCGAGUCGAUGCCGUCGGGCCACAGCACCGCCGCGUGGGCCGGCUUCCUCUACCUCUUCUUCUACCUGAACGCGAAGAUGAAGGUCUUCGGCAACCACCACCCGGCCUUUUGGAAGCUGAUCGCCCUGUACGCCCCCGUGCUCGGCGCCACCCUGAUCACGGGGGCCCUCACCGUCGACGAGUUCCACAACUGGUACGACUGCGUCGCCGGCGCCGUCAUCGGGUCGACCUUCGCCGUCUCCUCGUACCGCAUGGUCUACGCCUCCGUCUGGGACUUCCGCUUCAACCACAUCCCCCUGACCCGCCACACGCCCUUCACCUACGGGGCCGGCGCCGCCGGCGCGGGCGGCUUCGAGUCCGCCGUCUUCACGCGCAAGGCGGGAUGGGGCUACGAGGAGGCCCUCGGCGGCGCCCCCUUCGACGCCGCGCACGGCCUGCGGGGGACCGCCGCCACGGGCUUCGACGCCGGCGCCCACGGCCUGGGCCAUCAUCAUCACCACCGACCUGGAGACGUCGAAAACAACGCCGGCCUGGCCGACGAGUACAAGAACGGCCGGACGAACGACCUCGCCGCCGCCGCCACCAACGGUACAUCCUCGAAUGGCCUCACGCAGAGCCAUUCCCCCGUGGCUGCUGCGCCCGACGGCCGAUACCACCACCACCACCACCGCAAGAGCAUCGAGCGCAAGGCAGUUCCGACGGCCUGA
Exophiala spinifera is the source of this 1335-nucleotide messenger RNA. RefSeq lists its product as uncharacterized. The transcript has 2 exons. Bases 1 to 1335 code for a protein of 444 amino acids. Lineage: Eukaryota; Fungi; Ascomycota; Eurotiomycetes; Chaetothyriales; Herpotrichiellaceae. Gene Ontology annotation, biological process: phospholipid metabolic process. The record is from RefSeq and is a predicted model, not a curated record. Gene Ontology annotation, molecular function: phosphatidate phosphatase activity.